AUCAUGUUAUUAAUACCAGUAUCCCUGCAAUAGAACUUCCCCUGAGGUUCCGACCAAAGAAUAAAACCCUGAAGUCGGCAGUGGGAAGUCCCAAGGCGCCAUGCAGGUAUCAAUGGUCGAUUUACUUUCCAAAGUGGAUUCAGGAAGAUGCGUGGGCAUCGAAAUAUCCAACAAGACCACAUCUGUUACUUUAUCCUCUCCAAGCACCUACUGUGAAAGUGGCUACGUCCAUUCUCCACCACCUCCCACCAUCUCUCCUAAUGCCACUGACUACUGUGUGUUUGUGAAGAAGGCAUUAACAGCCCGUGGCAGCGUGGGGGUCCUCACUUAUCAUUACUCUACAUCACACACUAUAGCCAUUCUCUUCUCAAACCCCUUCGACUAUAACUUACACAGCAUAUAUUUUGGGGUGUGGAUCACUGAUCAGAUCCGUAAGGCUGACCACACCCUAUACAAUGAGAUGUACUACAAUAAACACCCGUCCACUGAAUUUAAAUGUGUUGACGUCAAAAGACACGCACAGGCCUUAGAGGUUUUUCAUGGCAACCUGAAAGUCUUGGCCACAAUGUCCAAUGACUACAAGGCCAUCCUAAAAUUAGAUAUUGUAGAGACUGAUAAAUAGGCUACUGGUAGGUAUUGAUCAUAUGGCUGAUUGUCAAUCAAAAGUCAAGAAGCUUAUUAACUACUAAAUAGCACCAGUCUAGAUAUCAAUAGCAAUUAAUAAGAGUUUUACUUUCUACCUUUUACUGAAGUAACUGCUGGUUGGAUCAGGAAACUGCAAUUUAGCAUCUGUCUUAGUAAAAAAGCCUCAAGUCUUUAUAACUAAGGCUUAUUCUGUACA
Messenger RNA from Xenopus laevis (African clawed frog), 841 nucleotides. RefSeq names its product DELTA-thalatoxin-Avl1a-like. Lineage: Eukaryota; Metazoa; Chordata; Amphibia; Anura; Pipidae. The coding region runs from base 101 to 622 and encodes 173 amino acids. The transcript is spliced from 2 exons. The record is from RefSeq and is a predicted model, not a curated record.